Messenger RNA from Oldenlandia corymbosa var. corymbosa, 1278 nucleotides. The record is from the annotation of a GenBank genome assembly. Lineage: Eukaryota; Viridiplantae; Streptophyta; Magnoliopsida; Gentianales; Rubiaceae.
UGUUCUUUCUUCUCCAUCAAAUUCAUAUUAUCUUGUCUUUGCUCUGCAGCAAACCUCAUCUUACAAUUGGAACAAUUGGCCAUGGUAAAACAACAUUGACUGCAGCAAUAAAACACGAAAGUCUUGGCACUAGAAGGAAAAGCUAAGGCCAUUGCCUUUGAUGAAAUUGACAAAUCUCCUGAGGAGAAGAAAAGAGGAAUUUCCAUUACAACGGGAUGCUGGCAAAAGUUUACCCAUGUCCAUUCUUGAUAUUGAAGUCAAGUACUUGGAAUUAUCCUUUUGUGAUUGAUUCUGUUUCACUAGUACCUAGCAGUCUACUCAAUGAUGCUACUUUCGUGAUCAAUUUUACACCAAGAACCAUUCGAAAGCCUAUACCAAGAAAGUGGGGAGUACAUGCAACAACAAAAGUUGAGGAUAUUGUUUUAAGUGAUGAGGAACAGAAAUCUUGGGAUGCUAGCAGAGGAGCUCUGUCCGCAUUUGAAUUUAGUGCCGAGGAGGAAAACAAGGUACUAGGAAAAGCAUUUGGUUAUGUUCAUUCCCCUUUCUGGAGUGAAGAACGCGCGAAGGAAGUUCCACGAGUUGAUGCUGUAAAUAAUGUACUGAACUACCUGAGGAGCUUAAACCUCACGGAUGUUGAGAUUGGCAAAAUUCUGAAGAAGUUCCCAGAAGUUCUUGGUUGUGACCUUGAAGGUGAAUUGGAGAACAAUGUAAAGCUGUUGGAGAAAGAAUGGGGGAUUGAAGGAAAAACUCUGAAAAACCUCCUCCUCCGGAAUCCAAAGGUUCUAGGUUACAACGUAGAUUGUAAAGGAGAUUGCAUUGCCAAAUGCACUCGUUGCUGGGUACGCUUCUAACCGUUGUUGAAAAAACACGUUUACAACUUAAGUACAGAUGCAUCAUUGCUUAUUACUUGCCCUUUUAGAUCUUUAAGGAGCAUACAGGUUUUGAGUUCGUAUAUAUAUGUGUGUAUAUCAAUACAUUCUGCUAUAAGACUCAAACAAUUGCAUCGUCUCAUACGGUAUCUUUAUGAAAUUUCAGAGUCACUUUUUGAGAUGCCUUGUGGACAGCUAUUAUUUAUGUCUUGUCUCAAUUCAAUUCUUGACUUUUUACCCCAUUCGGUGGUCUCAAUCUUUGAUCGUUAAACCUCGCAAUACUUACUGGUUCGCUAGCUUCUCUUUCACCAUUUUUUUUUUUUUAUAAAUAAUUUGAACUUCUUGAACUACUUUAUUUGACUAAGACUCUCUCAUUUUGGAACGAGCCAAUUGAUAGAACAAAGCAGGA